This is a messenger RNA of Sporothrix brasiliensis 5110, 1854 nucleotides long. RefSeq lists its product as uncharacterized. The record is from RefSeq and is a predicted model, not a curated record. Bases 1 to 1854 code for a protein of 617 amino acids. The transcript has 4 exons. Lineage: Eukaryota; Fungi; Ascomycota; Sordariomycetes; Ophiostomatales; Ophiostomataceae. Gene Ontology annotation, molecular function: FAD binding.
AUGACGUCUCAAUCUGCGCCGCACUAUGACAUUGUCAUCGUGGGUGCUGGUCCUGUUGGCUUGAUGUUGUCAACCCUUCUCGCAAGAUGGGGCUACAAGAUCAGGCACAUUGACAACAGACCAGAGCCGACAACCACGGGCCGUGCUGAUGGUAUCCAGCCACGUUCUCUCGAUCUUCUGCGCAACAUGGGUCUGAAGCCCGCCAUCAUGGCUCACCAGCCAGCUCGCGUGUACGAGGUUGCUUUCUGGGACCCGCCCAAGAGCGGCGACGGCAUUGAGCGCACAGGAACUUGGGCCAGCUGUCCCAGCUUCAUAGAUGCCCGGUAUCCUUUCACAACCCUUCUUCACCAAGGACUCAUCGAGCGCGUCUUCAUUUCGGAUCUUGAGAAGCACAACGUUUCCAUAUUGCGGCCAUGGACGAUCAAAGGCUUCCACUCCGACGAGGCACAGAAUUCCGAAUACCCCGUUGAGGUCCAACUCGAGCACGUCGAUGGCUCUGCGCAGGAGACCGUCCGGGCCAAGUAUCUGUUUGGCGGCGAAGGUGCACGGUCAUUCAUUCGCCAGAAGCUGGGCAUCCAGGUCCGCCACAAGGACCCAAUUUCCUAUGUGUGGGGCGUCAUGGACGGAGUUGUUAAGACCGACUUCCCGGACAUCAAGGCGAGUCUCCGUAUGAAGUGCACCAUCCACUCACGUGACGGCUCCAUCAUGGUCAUUCCGCGUGAAAAUAACAUGGUCCGACUGUAUAUUCAGAUUGCCUCUUCCACGGACUCAGAUUUCAACCCGCGGAAGACGGCAUCCGAGGAGGAAGUGCAAGCACAUGCAAAGAAGAUUUUGCAGCCAUACUCAAUCGAGUGGGAGCGGGUUGAGUGGUACUCGGUCUACCCUAUCGGCCAGGGCAUGAACACCGCAUUCCUCGACGCCCAGAACCUCGCCUGGAAGAUCCACCUUGUCGAGAAGGGCUUUGCCAACCGCAGCCUGCUGCAGACGUACCAGUUUGAGCGCAAGGAGGUGGCCGAGACGCUCCUCUCCUUCGACAACAAAUACGCCAAGCUCUUCUCUGAGAAGCCCCCAGCCGCCAGCAUGGUGGAAGCCGCGACCGAGUCCAAGGCUCCUUCGAACUCGAGCAAUGAGGAACAGCACGACAAUGCGUUUGUGCAAGUUUUCAAGGAGAGCUGCGAGUUCACAAGCGGCUACGGCGUUAAGUACCAGCCCAGUCUGAUUACCUGGUCCCCCGACCACCCAGCACAGCUAGCAACUGUCGACCCGGAGGCCAACAAGCUGCGACCUGGCCGGCUCUUGUCCAAUGCAGAUGUGACGCGCGUUGUGGACGCCAACGUUGUGCAUCUUGAACAGGAGGUGCCCAUGAACGGCUCCUUCCGUAUUUUUAUCUUUGCAGGCAAGUCGUCGACUACGGCGGCCGCUCUCCGAGACCUUGAGAGUGGCUUGCGGAAACGCAACUCGUUCUACGCCUCCUACCAGCGAGCGGAUGUGGACACGGUUUCGUAUCACGAGAAGCACAACCCCCACAGCCUAUUCUUUACUUUCUGCAUCAUUUUUGCUGGCCGUCGGCAAGAUAUCGAGAUCUCGCGCGAUGUGCCGGGCCUUCUCACACGGUACCGGAAUCACGUCUACGCCGACGAUCGAUCGAGCUGCCGUGUCCCGGACGCACGUGCGUCGGCACAUGUUAAAAUGGGUUUCGACGAAGACCAUGGCGGCGUUGUUGUGGUCCGACCUGACGGCUAUGUUGGUAUUGUUACGAGCCUUGUAGAGGGCAGCGGCACAUUGGAUGCGCUCAACGCUUACUUCGGGUCAUUCUGCACAAAGAAGCUCGGCCAAGAGUCGGCGCAGCUGUAA